This is a messenger RNA of Polistes canadensis, 543 nucleotides long. RefSeq names its product gustatory receptor 68a-like. The transcript is spliced from 6 exons. Bases 1 to 543 code for a protein of 180 amino acids. Gene Ontology annotation, cellular component: neuronal cell body; axon; dendrite. Lineage: Eukaryota; Metazoa; Arthropoda; Insecta; Hymenoptera; Vespidae. The record is from RefSeq and is a predicted model, not a curated record. Gene Ontology annotation, biological process: sensory perception of taste.
AUGCUAAAUACCACUAUCGAUUUGCCACAACAUAAUAGAAUCUUUCAAUUUUGGAAUAAUGAUUCUCGUUCAUCUGAUAUUCAUAAAACCUGUAAUUCGGACAAAAAUAUUGCAAUAAUAACUAAAGUUAGGGAAAUACAUCUGGAAUUAAUAAAGUGUGCGAGGAAUAUAAAUGAUGCUUAUGGUUUGCAUAUUUUAAUGUCAAUAUCAACAUCAUUUAUAUUUUAUCAUACAUUGAAAAUUUUUAUAAUAUGUUACGUAUGUGCAUCAACUGCGACCGAGGCAACGAAUACGGGAGAUAUUCUUUGCGAAUUGCACGAACCGUCAACUAGCAUGGAAUUUCGUCAAGAGGUUUACAAUUUCACCUUGCAACUCGUUCAGAAUCCAUUGUCAUUUACCGCUUGUGCUUUUUUCGAUCUCAACAAUAGAUUGAUUUAUGGUUUAAUCGGAAUCGUCACAACUUACCUUGUGAUUCUCAUUCAAAUUGGUAGCACAGCGUCAAAAAAUAUUUUUGAAAAUUCUACUGUUCCGUUUAAUAAUUAA